AUGGACGACUACCUGUCUGACACCCCACUGACAGUACGGGGCCAGCAGGACGCCAAGGCGCUUGGAUCGCGCCUGAAAGAGUUGCACAACGCCACGUCCAUUUACGUCUCUCCUCUUUACCGAUGUUUGGAAACAGCGCGAAUGAUUGCAGAGGGCGCUGGCUUGCAUGACCUUGAGCUGAAAGUGGAGCCCGGUCUAAUGGAGUGGACUGUGACUUCCGGAGGAAAACCACCAACAGUCCUCCUCUCCCACCAGGAACUCGUCGUUGCAGGAUUCAAAAUCAGCCGGGAAUACAAACCCUCAAUGAAAGCCACUGACAUCAACGACAGAGAGACUACGAGAGACUACUCCCGGAGGUCGGAAGUCACUUUCAAGCACUGCCUGAGAGAUCAUGAGCUGACGACAGGAGAGGGGACAAUGUUGGUGGUUGCCCACCAGCUGACGGUGCUGACUCUCUCCAUAAGUCUAGUCGACUCAAGAAUCCCAUUCGUCUUGGAACUCCUCCAGCAUGGUGCCAAGCUACCAUACUUGGGACAUGUGCGGCUGUCGAGAGAUGGCCACUUGUGGGACCAGGAAUUCUUGGUUUUCGCUUCCAAAGGAGAUCGAGAGAAGUACACAGAGGUCUACAGAAAGGUGCAACAGAUGUCGCGACGAAUGGGCUACAAAUACUGGGAUACUGUAGCGUCCUUUGCACUCAACGCCGUGUUCACACGCUUCCCUUCCUUAUUACUCUACUUAGCGAAGGGCAAGACGUGUUGGACACGCCUGAGCUUCCAAGAAGGGUCAUGUUCUUAG
Molecule: messenger RNA, 795 nt
Organism: Macrobrachium nipponense
Lineage: Eukaryota; Metazoa; Arthropoda; Malacostraca; Decapoda; Palaemonidae
Product: ubiquitin-associated and SH3 domain-containing protein B-like
Exons: 1
Coding region: 1-795 (264 amino acids)
Source: RefSeq, a predicted model, not a curated record